AUGGCAGAACAAUUUGAGGUAAUGAAUUAUUCAUUUUUUCACAGUGAAAUUGAGAAAUACUAUUAUAUUAAUACACAUUAUUUUCAUAGCUAAAGCCAUUUAAAGUAUGGAAUGUAAAUCGAUCCCGAAAAGUGACCGUUGUGGCAACUAAUUUCGAAAAUCUGACAAGUAAAGGUAUAUUUUGGGGAAUGUAUUUUUAUAUAUAAUUUUCGAAAAUUUAAAUAAUUUACAUAUUAAGUAUUUAAUAUAAGGAAGCUCCCCAUAUAUUAUAUUUCUAAGCCUCGUUUUAUCAAGUUUAUAACACUAAGCGUUUUUAAAUUAUAUCUUUCAUUUCUUUUGAAAAAUAGAAUUGCCUAAAUCAGCCAAAUGGGCUAUUACAUUUAAUAUCCGUACCCCCCCUGUCGAGGACCUCAUUUUCCAAGGGGGAAACUAGUCAUUUUUUCCAGAGGGGUAAUUGGGAAAAUGGAAGAAAAAUGCUCUUUCCAGAGGGGCUAAAAAGCAAAAAAUGCACUUCCAGAGGGGGUCUCUUCCAAAGGGGUCAAUUACACAGAUUUUUUUUGCAUUCCAGAGGGGUAAAAGUCCCCAAAAGCAGAGGUCCUCGACAGGGGGGGGUUUGGUUUUUUAAUGUAAUAGCCCAAUAGGCCCCCAAUAAGGAAAUUUGCUCGCCUCCUUCACCUGCUCUGGUCACCACUCCCAAUAAAUCCAUCCCCGUAUUACUGUCGUUUCAAUUGAAGUGUUCCUCAAAUAUUGAUUAAAUACAUUACAUCAGGCUGACCAAUUCAUUUCAUCAAGUUCCUCGAGAUAUUCAUACACUUCCUGUGAAAGAGCCAAUUCCAAGAAUUUGAUCAUUCCUGAUCACUUCCUUUCUAUAUAUGAUUGAUUAGUUGCACAAACAAUAAAGGUGAUUGGUGCAUUCAAACUAUUCAACAGGAAGUGUACAAUAAUUAUACCAGGAAGUGUAUGAAUAUUUGAGGAACUUGAUCAAAUGAAUUGGUCAGCUCGAGGUAAUGUAUUGAAUCAAUAUUUGAGGACACUUCAAUUGGAAUGACAGUUUUCAAGCCUGCCUGGUGUGGAUAUACACUCAGAGGUAACAUCACACAAACAUCUUAUUCACCUAUAUCAUGAUAUUAUUAGAUUACACUGAUAUCGAAGGAACUAGACUCAGUUCCGAAAUAUCGCAUUCUCGAACCGACCUGACCUCGUAGCUCAGUUGACAGAGCAUUGGGCUAGUAUUCCAAAGGUCGUAGGUUUGAUUCCCACCAUGGCCAGGCAUAUUUUUCAAGCCUGCCCGGUGUGGAUAUUCACUAAGAGUAACAUCACACAAACAUCUUAUUCACCUGAGUACAUUACACCAACGCAGCAAAUAUCAGUCCAUAUAGUUAUAGAAAUUGAAGAAUUAGCAAAGAGUCACCAAUAUAAAACUCUGCUUACACUCACAAAUUGCUGCAUCAUUGGUGCAAACAAAAGUAACAUGCAUGGCCAUGGGUUCACCAGUACUACUGUAGCUAUUAAAAACCAACCAUUUAAAAAUUUAGGAAUUGAAAAACUGGGUUUGAAGCCCACAAAUGAUGUAAAACUAGUUCUGGAGGAAGACGGUGCGGAGGUUGAUGAAGAUUACCUCCCUUUUGUUCAAGCAAACACAGUCUUAAUGUUGCUGUCAACAAAUGAGCAUUGGAGCAGUCAAAAAGGUAUUUAGUAUAGAACAUAAGUCAUAGAUUAUUGUAUAAACAUGAAUGUUUAUAUACAGUUUUGUUGUUGUUUACUGUUUGCACUUUAUUAAAGUGUUUUGACUUUGUAUAUGGUUGUUUUAUAGCAUUCUAUGUCACUAUGCUUAAUAAAUAUUUUAGGUAUGGUUACAGCUGAUCCAUUGCAACAGAAAGAAGCUAUAACAAAAAGGGCAACUCAGUAUACCCUGACAUCAAAUUUGACUCUUGGUACCCCCAAUAACUGUAUGUAAUCUGUUGAUUUUUAGUUUUUUUGUUAAUUCGAUACUUUGUGUUUCACACCUAAGCUAUAAAUCCAUUAUGAUUGGAAAAUGUCUUGAUUAAAUGAACUUAAUUUUGCAGGAUGAACCAAACACAUUUACAGCGCCAAUAGAAAAAAUAAUUAAAGAAAAAUCAAAAAUAUUUGGCCGGGGGUCAAAUGAUAAGAAAAUGACAAAAUGGCAAGAAGCUGUAAAUGAUGAGGCAUGCAAACUUGCCAUGGAGGAACCGGUGCUUGUUCUUAAUAGAGGUAAUUAACUUUCUAUAAAUAAAACUAUUUAAAAAAACUUGUUUGUUCCCUUAAAUCAAUUAGCUAAAUUUGAUUUUAAGUGAUUUUACUUGUCAAAUAGAUCUUAUGCAUAAUGAAGUUUUCUUGCAGUGUGUGAUCCCUACUACCAGAACGUUUUGCGAAUAUUUGCUGACUUUUUCAAUUAAGAACCUUGUAAACUUUCUGGUAGUAGGGAUCACACACUUUAAUUUAAGGAACCGUCAUUGUGCAUGCCAUAAGAUCUAUUUAAAUGCAAACAAGGCAAGUCUGAAUUUAUUUAUGUAAAUUUCAAAGUUAAUUCUAAAUCAUAAAAAUUAUGACAGUCACAUGACAGUCAUAUUCUGUUUCAGAUACACUGUACAUGUUAUGAACAAUAUAAUUGUCAUACUACCUUCAUAUAAACAUGAAUAUGAUAUGAAUAAGCCUGUUACAUGUACCUCUUGAACCUAUAUUAUAGUAAACAGAAUUACAGAAUGAUGCAAGGUUAAUUAGAAAAUAAAUGCUUAAAUGUUUUAGAACACAACUUCGUUUCCUUGUCACUUAUAGAAUGAGAUUUUGAAGGAUUUAAAAUUUUGUUCCAUUGUUUUCGAUGCUUUUCAUAAUGUUUUUGCAGUAUAUAUUAAAUGAUUUUGCUUGGCCCUCUUGUGUUUGUUCAAGGUGAACUGAUGAAUAAAGCCAAGGAAAAAGUUAAAGUUGAUUACCCCUUUGCCAAAGGAAAGUCCAGGAGCAAGAGUGAUGACUUGCCUGAGAAUCCACCUGUUAAGAGGGCUAAGUUGCAUUCGGAAGAAAGGUCGCGUCAAAUCACGUUAAUGCAAGAAAACCUGAAAACGUUAAGCAGUCGUUUGAGUUUUAAACAACAGCAAUUGGAAAAAGAACGUUGUAUUAGUAACUUCAAGCAGUGUGAUAUGAUAUGUAAGGAGAUGAUAGAGAUACGAAAGGAACGGGCUUCAGUUGACCAGCAAUUGACAGCACUUGUUAAAAAAGAGGCAAAGUCGUCAUGGUACCACAAGAGGGGAUCCAAAAAGACAAAAAAAGUUCAUGGAGAAAGUAAGGGAAAGCAACGCCAAAACAACCAGCAAAGUCUGCCAUCUUUAUUGAAGAAGAAAUCGUCCAGUUCCAGUACAUGCAGCAGUGACCAUCAGUCUGACGACACAAUCAUCAUAUCUGAUGUAGGCGAGGAAAUUGAAUCGUCCUUAGAUCCUGAACCGUCCGGCAGUGAAGAGCCAGGCAAUGAAGAACGGAGCAAUGAAGAAAUGCCACAUUUUCCACAAACCCCUUCCAGUAUAACAGCAGGUCCAGUGGAGGGGGGUCAGACAAUAUAAAUACAUUUAUUGAACAAUCAAAGCGCCCAUUGUCAAGAUUUGAAACUUUAGAAAAUGACACUCAUAUUUCUAUCUUUGAAGGACUUAAUUUAAGUGACUAUGUUAACGCUCGUAGUUAUGUUUGCAAGGCACGGCAUAGCCAGCCGUGCCAGUUGUGUUUAAGUAUGAUUGACGUUGCUCGAAAGAUACUUGAUGAAGGAUUCCUGAAAUUAAAAGAUGUGUUUACAAUGACAAGCCCAGGUGUCAGUUACACCUCCUUGCAUGCACGGAGAAAGUCACUUCAAAUGCCACUAGUUAGUAUUGGUGUUGGAUAUAGAGAAAAGGGCAAUUAUUGUAUAUAUUUAGUUGAGAAACAAUCCACUAUACAGUACAGAGUUUUAAGGUCGCUUCUCAACAGUUUGAUUCAGUCUCAAAGUGCACAGACACCAGUUAACAUAAGCAGAGAAACAGUGAAUAGUUUGUUAAAACUUGCCGAGUCCGAUGCAGAAAAACAGCGUCUAAAAUAUGCGAUUGUAAGAGCAGCUGGUUUGUCGAGUUCAAAGGCAAAAAACAUAUACGGUUUCAAUGACAUGUCAUCCAAAGUUAGCCGGGUUGAAAAUGCCCUUGAUGAAGCUACUUGUAUCCGCGAAGCUAUUGAGAAUAUAGCGAAAGUUAAAGACGAAGCAAUUGCCCGUUCUCUUGGUGUUUAUGCCAGCGCAACCGAAAGUAGUAGCUCUGACAGCAGUGAAACUGACAGUGACUACUCCGACGAAGACAAAGUAACCAGUAAAACUGAUCAUAAGACUGAGACAUCAAGCAAUAGUGGAGUGCCUGCAGAGGAAGACAAGAUGAGUAGUCGCUUAAACGAUCAACAACUUAUUGACAUUCUCCGCAGCUGUGACUUCAAUUGGAUUGAAUUUGUUCAUAUUAUAAGUAAUAUUCUGCAUAAUAAAUCGCUUGAUGAAAUCAAAAGCAUGCUCGAUUGUUUUGCCCAAAAGCUGCCAAACCUAGAUGUAAAUGAAGACGACCAGCAUUUAAUAAAUCAAUCAAUAGAAGCAUAUACAAUUCAAAGUCGUCAAAAGGAAAAAGAAGAUAAUGUUGAUAAUGGACUAGUUCUGUCAGAAUCAGAUUCUGAAGAUCCCGAUAAACUGUGUCGUGUGCAAGAUUCAUUGGAUGAGAUAGGCAAGGCAGUCAUAAUAAAAAAGAGAGCUUCAAUUCAACGUAAAGCUAAGAGAGAAAUAAAGAAGCGCAUUGCAGAGAGGCGAUUAUUACGGAAAAGAAGAAGUAAAAAGAUAGGGAAAAUAAGCAGAAUGUCCUGAUAUAGGACAUACGAUUGAAGAGUUUGUGCGCAAGAGGGGCGUGGGUGCCGAUUUGUGGCGCAGAACUGGAGUGCUAACCUUUGAUGGCAACAGGCGUGUAGGAAAAAAAGUAACAUUUCGUAGUAUUCAAGCUCAUCUGCAAGCCAAGUACAAGCGAAAAUUUGGUUAUGGUACGGUAGUUCAAUUAUGUGUUCCAAGAAACAAGCGCCGGCAAUCUGCUGCACGAUACAAAGGACUUGCCCAAGUUACGCAAAGACAUGCCAGGAAGGGUUUUACACUGAGGUAUAACCCAGAUGAUCACUGGAGUGCUGCACUCUAUAAAGGUUUGGAUGACAUCCAGUACCAAGAUGGCAAACGUAUCAUGAAUGCUGGAUGUGAUGACCAAGCCGGAUUUCGCUUAGAUACCAUGAUGAUAAGCAAGCAACAUGGAACUCUUUGCCUAAAGGAUAAUCUUCCGCUUACAACCAGGACUGAUUACGUUAACCCUUACCCAUCGGUUUUACAAACAACGUGUUACAACUUCCCUGCUACAUGUACCACUGGUGAAGUAUGUGCUGGUGUUGUAAAAGCCAAACCGUUGUUCAACAAAAACCCUGCACAGCAUUUCGCAGAUAUGCUCAAACUCCAAGAGAAAGAGGAAAUAAAGCCGGUCUUCACAAAUUACCAGACAGGCCAAGACAAGGAAAUAGAAUGUGUCAGAGUUGAUGGCGGAUCAGAUGAAGGUCCAGUACACGAAGAAGUCCAGUAUUGGUGGACAAAGCGACACUUCAUAAAAGGCAUGAGGGCAACUAUGGUUUCAACAAGAAGCAGUGGUUCCAGUUUCAAAAAUAGGGUUGAACUUCAAAAUGGUUGCUUGGCAUUGGGGCAUGCAAACCUUUUCAUUCCUUCCACGUUAAAUGGCUCAUGCAUGGAUUCUGGAAAAGUAAAUGAAGAGAUUCUUUGCGAGAAUCUGGAUGCAGCGAUUGAUGUUUACGUUUCGCGCGUAGACAAAUCCCCAUGUGCUCGAACAGAGAUACAUCUAAUGAAGGGUGCCAAAGGUGAAGAUGCCCAGAAAGAACGAGAAAUCCUGCUGAUGUUCUUAAAAGGUAAAAAGGAAGCGAAAGAAAAUAUGCUAAAUUAAAGGAACCUGAUUUAUACAACGAAAUUGAGAGAAUAUGGCAACUAAGAACUAGACACAUUGUUCAAGGAUUACCGAUUCAGUAUGUUUUUUAUUUAAAGUGCUGUUAUCAGCGUGACUGUAUACAUCCUGCAUGCAAAACUGGGACUUAUGACAAGAACAAUGAUGUUUGGUAUCCUGGUGGUCCACCACUAGAUUAUUUUCCAUCACCAACUCCAGACCCUGAUCGGCCUUAUGGAAACGCAAGUUGUAAAGAAUGUAUUGGAAUUUGCGCAGGACAUUACUUGAAGCCUUGCAAAUUACUGAGUAUUUUUCAAAGUGGAAAACACCUAUCAGAUGUAGUACCACCAUCACAAGUCCUCGCUCAAGUCUUUAAAGAUUCUGUUGGUUUUCCCACAGACGAAGUCAUCAGUGCCACAGCGAAGAAAGUUUUAUUAAAACCUGAAGAUAUCCGGAUGUGGUUUCAGCAUCUUCAAAUAGUAGAGACCAAUCGCAAAAAAGGAGCCAAAAAGGCAGCAGCAACAAGAAAGGCAAAAGCAAGAAAUAAGGAACUAAGAAAGAAAACAACUGACCGAGAAGUAUUGAGAGACUCCGAUGAUGACGAAAUUUGUAACUUAUGUUACUCAUUCAAUCCGCCUAAUGUCGUCGAUGAAAACUUUGAGUGGGUAGCUUGUGACUCAUGUGCAUUGUGGUAUCAUACCUGCUGUAUCGAACUUGAAAAGACUCCUGAUGUUUGGUUCUGCAAUAGUUGCAUAAAUGUUUAG
This is a messenger RNA of Paramuricea clavata, 6751 nucleotides long. The record is from the annotation of a GenBank genome assembly. Lineage: Eukaryota; Metazoa; Cnidaria; Anthozoa; Malacalcyonacea; Plexauridae.